AUGUUCACCCGCGCUCUAUCCGCUUUUCUCUUUCUGACACUCAUUAUUCUCUUAAUACCCCUCACUUUCGAUAUCGGUGGACGCGAUGCCGGCCUCGCCUACUCUCUGUCCAUCGCCUCGUUUUACUUUGUCCUCUCUGUGUUGCGAAUUUCCACGCCAGAUCGAUCAGGAUUCAGAAGGGUCCUUAUCAACAUUCUGCGGGGUUUACAAUGGAUCAUCUUGCCCGGUCUCUGCAUCUGGGCGUUGGGAAGAUUCUCGGUGGACGCAGACAACAGUGGAGGCUGGGUGGAGAGAACCUUCAGACCCAAGAAGGGUUUGUGGGACUCCCAUUCUAACCUCUGGGAUUCUCUCUUUGGACCAGAAGGUCUCCUUGAAAAUACGGCUAUUGGCGGAUGGGAUGUCCUUCUGCGAUGGUCCUCACCAAUAUUUCAACUUCUCGAGGGCUUUUGCAGCCUCCUGGUCAUACAGGCCGUCGGUCAAUUCUCUCGAUGGUUAGUGAACAGGAGCGAAUGGAGCGACGCCUGGCUCCUCACUCUCUUGGUCACUUCUGCCGCGGUGGUGUCAAGUUCGGUCUACUUUCUCUGGCGAGUCUUGCAAUUCCCCGAUGUCUCUAGUCUCGACUCGACUCUCAUCGGCAUUGCCAUCGCCUCCGCCAUAUUUCUCGGUGGAUAUGGCACCGUCUCCGGAAGAGGCACGGCCAUGGAAUCAUCCCUCCUCUUCGCCUACAUUGUUCUGUGCAUCUACCAAAUCUUCACAGACUACAAACCGAACAUCCCUACCGCGCCCGGAACAGCUUCUUCAGCGCCCGAUUUUCCGCCCUUCCCGCCCAUAAUCAUGUCCUCUUAUACGGCCAUCAUGCACGCGUUGUCCUCGCUUCCAGGCGCCCUAGUCAACGCUUUGGAUUUCAUAGCAGCAGCAUUUAAGGCCGUCACGCCUUCGGUAUUGAUCUCCCUGGGAUAUCGCCUGUUCGUCUUCUACGCGUCGACUCGCAUCAUUCCGGCAAUCAACGAAAGUGGUGCACGAGGGCUGAGCAUGGAACCGUCUCUCGAUGAUUCCAAUGCGGGCAAUCAAUAUCUCGCCUUCUUAUCCUGGUUUUCCCCCAGCAUUCUCAUCGCCGUUUACACGAGUCUUCUCAUGCAACAUUUUGCAACCACGAUGGGAGGCUACUCGCCAGGGCUAACUGAAACCAUCGGCGCAUGGUGGAGCGGUAAUGGUCAACCAGGGAUGAACGGAAACCUGUGGAAAUGGGUGAAUUUGGUCGGCACGAUGGGAUUGUAUGCGAUCGAGUUGUGGCUGGGCAAAGAAGAUGACAUCGACGGCGGGCACUGGAAGGUUGAUUGA
Messenger RNA from Rhinocladiella mackenziei CBS 650.93, 1341 nucleotides. RefSeq lists its product as uncharacterized. Lineage: Eukaryota; Fungi; Ascomycota; Eurotiomycetes; Chaetothyriales; Herpotrichiellaceae. The transcript has a single exon. Bases 1 to 1341 code for a protein of 446 amino acids. Gene Ontology annotation, biological process: endoplasmic reticulum inheritance; septin ring assembly. The record is from RefSeq and is a predicted model, not a curated record. Gene Ontology annotation, cellular component: endoplasmic reticulum membrane; perinuclear endoplasmic reticulum; cortical endoplasmic reticulum.